Molecule: messenger RNA, 2057 nt
Organism: Calliphora vicina (urban bluebottle blowfly)
Lineage: Eukaryota; Metazoa; Arthropoda; Insecta; Diptera; Calliphoridae
Product: glucose dehydrogenase [FAD, quinone]-like
Exons: 2
Coding region: 16-1896 (626 amino acids)
Molecular function (GO): oxidoreductase activity, acting on CH-OH group of donors; flavin adenine dinucleotide binding
Source: RefSeq, a predicted model, not a curated record
UCUAUUGGAGUUAAGAUGAAUUACAUGAGAGCUGAUGUUGCGGCACCACAAUGUCCUGCACCGAGUGUGGGUAUUAUGAAUUCAUUGGUUACUUUAUUGGUGCAGAGUUUAUAUACGGCUCAAUGUAAUAUCUCAAAAAGUGACUAUUGGCCACCAGAUUAUGCGGAGACAGCUUUGAAAUCUGGUUUGGAGUCUUAUGAUUUUGUGGUGGUGGGUGCAGGUUCUGCUGGCUCAGUAGUAGCCAGUCGUUUAAGUGAAAAUCUCAACUGGAAAGUGUUAGUUUUGGAAGCAGGCGGUGAUCCUCCUCAAGAAUCAGAGGUAAUUGGCAUUUUUAUUCCCAGUUUCUUUUUUGGUGUGCAAAAUACGAAUUUUACCUAUAGCUAUUUAACGGAACCCAGCGACAUAUCUUGUAAGGCUUAUAAAGAUAACAGAUGUCAUUGGCCUCGUGGUAAAGUAAUUGGCGGUACUGGUGCUAUUAAUGGAAUGAUUUAUUUAAGAGGCAAUCGUUUUGAUUAUGAUCGCUGGCUAGCGGAAGGCAAUAGCGGUUGGGGUUAUGAGGAUGUUUGGUCAUAUUUUGAGAAAUCCAUUAGACCGGUGGGCAAUGCAACUCAUCCUCAAGGUUAUGUUACCCUUAAUGAGUUUCCACGUUUUGAUGAGGACAUAUUCUCCAUGAUUUUCAAAGGUACCGGAGAGUUGGGCAUACCUAGAGUUGAGGAAUUUGGUGAAGGUAGCUAUAUAGGUUAUAGUCAUGUAAAGUGUACUACGCAAAAUGGCCGCAGAUCCAGUACCGGCAAAGGACAUUUGGGCAAAGUUUCCCAAAGGCCAAAUUUAAAAGUAAUUAAAAAUGCCCAAGUUACUAAACUGGAAUUCGAUAACACAGGUCAAACAGUAAAAUCUGUGGAAUUUUUAAUAAAACAACAACAUAAACUUAAAGUGGUGGUCAAGCGUGAAGUUGUUAUAUCAGCGGGCACCAUAGAUUCGCCUAAACUGUUAAUGCUGUCAGGCGUGGGUCCGGAAUACAAAUUAAAACCCUUAAAUAUUCCAGUUAUCAAAAAUCUACCCAUAGGAGAAAAUUUGCAAGAUCAUGUCAUGAUUCAAGUAUAUCUACGCCUGCCAGCUAAUCCUCCCGAUCAGAAACAACUACUGGACACUAUUUAUCAAUAUUUAAUACACAACAGAGGACCUUUAAGUUCCCAUGGUACCGCCUCUUUAACUGGCUUCAUAAACACAGAUUUAACAACAAAUACUCCCUAUCCCGAUAUGGAAUUUCAUCAUAUUAUGCUUAGAAGGGGUGAUAUCAUGGGCUUGGAUAUACUUUUAAAUGGUUUCAAAGUAAAAGAUGAAUUAAGGCCAUUUUUUAGGGACACUGUUGAAAAAUUCGAUAUGAUGACCAUAUUUGCAGUUUUAGCCCAUCCCAAAUCCAUGGGAGAUAUAACACUUAAAUCUACUUCUCCUCAAGAUCCACCCAUAAUCAAUGCAAAUUAUUUAUCAGCUCAAGAAGAUGUAGAAGUUUUGUUGCGAGGAAUGGAAUAUUUAAUGAGUUUGGAACAGACUCAAGCCUUCCGGGAAAAACAGGUUGAAAUCCUACAAAUACCCAUUAAGGAGUGUGAUCAAUUUGAGUUUAAAACGGAACAAUAUUGGAGAUGUUAUUUCACUUAUUUCUCUACUACUUGUUAUCAUCCGGCAGGUUCGGUUAAAAUGGGUCCUUUGGAUGAUAACAGUACUUGUGUCGAUCCUAGACUUAAAGUUAAGGGUGUGAAUAAUUUACGUGUGGUUGAUGCUUCAAUAAUGCCACAUAUUCCUAGUGCUAAUAUAAAUGCGCCGACUAUUAUGAUUGCGGAAAAGGCGGCAGAUCUUAUUAAGGAAGACUGGUCGUCGGCUCAAUACAAAAAAUGAUCGUGAAUUGUUAGUUUAAAUUUUAAUGGUAAAUAUGAUAUGAUCAUAAAGUGAAGGCAGCUUAACUUUAGUUGUAAUUAUGUUUAAAUUCUAUUAAAAUAAAAGUGUUAAUUAUUUAAUAUUAUUAUUACUAUUAUUAUUUUUGAAACUGAUCACAAAAA